Molecule: messenger RNA, 306 nt
Organism: Necator americanus (New World hookworm)
Lineage: Eukaryota; Metazoa; Nematoda; Chromadorea; Rhabditida; Ancylostomatidae
Exons: 3
Coding region: 1-306 (101 amino acids)
Source: RefSeq, a predicted model, not a curated record
AUGCGGUUCCUUGCGACGUCAUCUAUUUCAACGGCCCACCCAUGCGCUCCGCCUCCGCCUGCGAUUCGUCGAAAAUCCAUUUGGACGCCCCGACAAGCAAUUCAUUUCAUUCGACGGGUCGCAGUCGAUAUAGGAUAUGAAAUAGCCUUCGAAUGGGUUGAUUUUGUGCAAGCUCUCGCAGAAGAUCGAGAAGGAUGGGCAGAGCUAUGUCCAAAGACGGCACACCUCGGAGAAGACGCAGGCGCAAUCAGUGAGUGGUUCCGCUGUGACUGCCCAAAACCAUCGAUGUGCCAACCGAGACUUUGA